GUAUAAAUUAGUACUGUCAGCGGACGAAGUGCAGAGCGAAAAAUCGAUUGAUUUUCAUCCGUCGUAAUCCCGCAGCUAGUAGUAAGAAUCCUUUCUGUGGCCGUUUGACCGGAGUUGCCGUGUUGUGAUCAACCCUCCCGACAGAAAAAGUGGACCGUUUGCGUAGUCGAAAUCCACCUAGCCUAGCAAAUCGCGUUCGUGGGUGGUGGUGACGGCUUUUUGCGGAUUGCAAAUAUUGUGUGAAGUGAAUUUUAGGGCGUCAAAAGAAGUGAUUAUCAUCAUCGUUCGCCUACUCCGAUUGGCGACAUUGCUGCUGCUUCUGCUGCUGCCUGCUACUUUUCUCCACCGAGCGAGCGACAGUCAUUCAUAUAUUAUUUUCAACGCAUCGCAGACCGCUGGGUGGGAAGGAAAAAGUGCCCACGUCGAAAGUAAGAAGAAGAGCGUUUUCCUGUGUGCUCCGCUGGAUGUAAGUUUUGAUCUGUUAUCAGAUAAUUGAGCUAAAUUCUUCUUUUCACUGACGACGACGACGACAACGAGUGGUUGGAUCGGAAGUGCAGCGCCAGCGGAUGUAACUUCGGAAGGUAGUGCAUUGCGGUUGUGUGGCUUGUGUUCCCGGAUGUGGUGAAGCAUCGGGAAACUACAGCCGGGUAAUUGAAGGAAAUUUGUUGGAUUGGAAGUAGUCCAAAAAGAGUAAAUUCUAACGGUGACGGACGAAUUCGAAAUAAGUUUCCGUAGAGAAGAAAAUAUUCGAAGGUUCUGGGACAAGAGACAGACACUAGUGGAAAUAGCUGUUCGCCAAAAUGGCACCAGUUCGCGGAGACGGAAUGCGCGGCUUAGCCGUGUUUAUAUCGGACAUACGAAACUGUAAAAGCAAGGAAGCGGAAAUCAAACGCAUCAACAAAGAACUCGCCAAUAUUCGGAGCAAAUUCAAGGGUGAUAAAACGCUGGACGGUUACCAGAAGAAAAAAUAUGUGUGCAAACUGCUGUUUAUAUUUCUGCUUGGCCACGACAUCGAUUUCGGCCAAAUGGAGGCGGUCAAUUUGCUGUCCUCAAACAAAUACUCCGAGAAGCAGAUUGGUUACCUCUUCAUUUCGGUGCUGGUCAACACGAACAGCGAUCUGAUCAAACUGAUUAUCCAGAGCAUUAAGAAUGACUUGCAAUCACGUAAUCCGAUUCACGUUAACCUGGCGCUACAGUGCAUCGCCAACAUCGGUAGUCGUGACAUGGCCGAGGCCUUUUCGACAGAAAUUCCCAAAUUGCUGGUCUCGGGAGAUACGAUGGAUGUGGUGAAACAAUCGGCUGCUCUCUGUUUAUUGCGAUUGUACCGCACCUGUCCGGAUAUCAUUCCCGGUGGAGAAUGGACCAGUCGAAUUAUUCACUUGUUGAAUGAUCAGCACAUGGGAGUUGUAACGGCGGCAACCAGUUUAAUCGAUGCUUUGGUGAAAAAGAAUCCCGACGAGUACAAAGGAUGUGUUAGUUUGGCCGUUUCCAGAUUGUCUCGUAUUGUUACAGCUUCCUAUACCGAUCUGCAGGAUUAUACAUACUAUUUCGUUCCGGCACCGUGGCUUUCGGUGAAACUUCUACGUUUGCUACAAAAUUACAAUCCACCAACGGAAGACCCCGGUGUGCGAGGUCGUUUGAACGAAUGUCUCGAAACCAUUUUGAACAAGGCUCAGGAACCACCAAAGAGCAAAAAGGUGCAACAUUCCAACGCAAAGAAUGCAGUUCUAUUCGAAGCAAUCAACUUGAUCAUACACAACGAUAGCGAGGCUAAUUUAUUGGUACGAGCUUGCAACCAGUUGGGUCAGUUUUUGAGUAAUCGUGAAACUAAUCUGCGCUAUUUGGCCCUCGAGUCGAUGUGCCAUUUGGCUACCUCGGAGUUUUCCCACGAAGCGGUUAAGAAACAUCAGGAGGUGGUCAUUCUUUCGAUGAAGAUGGAAAAGGAUGUAUCGGUGCGUCAGCAGGCGGUUGAUUUGCUUUACGCCAUGUGCGAUCGUACCAAUGCCGAGGAGAUCGUACAGGAAAUGUUGAAUUAUCUCGAAACGGCUGACUACUCUAUACGUGAAGAGAUGGUGCUGAAGGUGGCUAUUCUAGCGGAGAAAUAUGCCACAGAUUUCACAUGGUACGUGGAUGUGAUUUUGAACCUGAUUCGCAUUGCUGGUGAUUACGUUUCGGAAGAGGUUUGGUAUCGUGUCAUUCAGAUAGUGAUCAACCGGGAAGAGGUUCAAGGCUAUGCUGCAAAGACAGUUUUUGAAGCCUUGCAAGCACCAGCCUGCCACGAGAAUAUGGUUAAAGUAGGUGGUUACAUUUUGGGCGAAUUUGGUAAUCUGAUUGCAGGAGAUUCUCGAUCCGCUCCGAUGGUUCAAUUCAAGUUACUUCAUUCAAAGUAUCAUUUGUGUUCGUCGAUGACAAGAGCUCUGCUGCUUUCAACCUACAUUAAAUUUAUCAACUUAUUCCCGGAAAUUCGCACCACAAUUCAAGACGUUUUCCGACAACACAGCAAUCUCAGGUCCGCUGAUGCUGAAUUGCAGCAGAGGGCCAGCGAAUAUCUGCAGCUGAGUAUUGUCGCCUCAACGGACGUGCUGGCAACGGUGCUAGAGGAAAUGCCAUCCUUCCCGGAACGCGAGAGCUCCAUUUUGGCCGUACUGAAGAAGAAGAAACCUGGUCGGGUGCCGGAGAAUGCGGAAAUUAGAGACAACAAAAGUCCGGUGCCAAACGCCCACAAUGCUCAUAGUGCUCAAAAUAACCAUAUUUCAGGAGUAAACAACGCAAAUACCAGUUCGGAUCUUCUCGGUCUGAGCACACCGCCAGCCUCGCAAUCACAGACAGGAACAUUGAUUGACGUCCUUGGAGAUAUUUACAGCACUGCAAAUGGCAAUAGCGGUGUUAUCAAUAAUUCAAAAAAAUUCGUCUUCAAAAACAAUGGCGUUCUGUUCGAGAACGAUCUGCUACAAAUCGGUGUCAAGAGCGAAUUCCGACAGAAUCUGGGCCGCCUUGGGCUGUACUAUGGCAAUAAGACGCAGACGGUACUGCAAAACUUUGUCCCCACGCUGCAAUGGUCGGCGGAAGAUGCGCUCAAGCUGAACGUUCAGAUUAAGGCAGUCGAACCAACACUGGAAGCCGGUGCUCAGAUCCAGCAGCUGCUGACGGCGGAAUGUAUCGAAAACUAUUCCGGUGCACCGUCGAUCGUUAUCAGCUUCCGAGUGAGUGGUGGAGCACCGCAGAAAAUUACCGUCCUGCUGCCGUUGACCAUCAACAAGUUCUUCGAACCGACCGAAAUGAAUGCCGAGUCGUUCUUCGCGAGGUGGAAGAAUUUGGGAGGCGAACAGCAACGGGCGCAGCGUGUUUUCAAAGCACAACAACCGCUCGAUCUGCCCGGAGCACGAAACAAGCUUAUCGGGUUCGGCAUGCAGUUGCUGGAAGGAAUUGAUCCAAAUCCGGACAACAUGGUGUGCGCCGGGAUCAUCCAUACCCAAGCUCACAAGGUCGGCUGUUUGCUUCGUCUCGAACCGAACAAGCAAGCACAGGUUUGUAUGUUCCGUUUGACCAUCCGUUCCAGCUUAGAGAAUGUUACGCAGGAAGUCUGUGAUCUGCUUGUGGAUCAAUUUUAAGCGUGCGUAAUUUAAACGAUUGUGUAAAAUCAGACAAAAACACAGAUGCGAUUGUUUUGACCGAGGGAGAGUUCGUUUCGUUUCAUUUUGUUGUAAAUUAUGCUGGUAGCAAUGUUGUCUAGUGGUAGGAAAUUUUUCGUUCGGGUAGUGAAAGACCAACAUAUAAAUACCUAAUUUCGACUGUCCCUAUCGUAAGGCGAAAGUACGAGAAAGACGUGGGAUCAUUCGUCUUAAAUACACGCAGAGAAAUGGAAAUUAAAUUCUUAAAUAAACCGCUUGGAGUUCUUAUCAAGCACCCAUAUGACUAUGUUUUUUUACAGUGCACUACACCGGUAUAGUCGGUGCUAGCUUCAUUCAAAUGUUUCAAUGCUUCAUGAGCUGAAUAUAUUGAAAAAAAGAGUUGUUUUUAAACGAGAAAAAACAUUUUUAAGUCUGUCCUUGUUGAGAAUUUGCGAUGUAAUGACAAAUUCUCUUACGUGUUUCAGAAAAUAAGGUUGCUAAGAUUGUAGCAUUACAACUAUAAACAACUUUUAUGGUAGCCGUGGUUACCGAUUAGUUCAACACAAUUGUUGAUUGUCAGGGGUUGUUACAAAAGACGUAGUCGGCGGUGAUACAGCUAACGACGGAAAAUUCUAUGGAUUGAAAUUGUUUGAAAUUGUUUGAUUCGUUUGUGAAGAGCGGUGUUCAGUCUCACCAGGUGUUUCUUCAUUAGUGAUUCCAUGGAUGUAUUUCGUCCUUUCCGUUAGAAAUUGUGGCAUUUUCCGUUUGUAACAAGAUUGAAAGUCAACUUGUUCAGUUAAUCUAAAAACAGUAUAUUUAUUCCUAAUUGUAAUAUUUUUUCAACAGAAUUCUUGAAUAAUAUGACAUUUCUCUGCGUGUAUGCUCACCUUUUUGUUUUAUUUUUUGGUUCUGAUAGACCCAGUACUAUAGUGUUGCGUAUUAUAAUCAACGACCAUGCGUUUGCGACUGAUUCUGAUCACUUAUACAUAACUUAUGUAUGUUAAAUCUUACCGAUAAAGCUACUUUAAUAUAGGCGGCAAUAUAGGAAACAGUUAAUAGGGACAAACCACGAUGUCGGAUUGCCGGUGAGAGUAUAUAUAGAUAAUCAGCAACUGUUAGAUUUAGCAUCAGCAUUUUGUCUAAGCUCUCGUCGUACUCCUCUGCUCUGGUAACAUCAAUAAUACGGUUAUACUGGAAAUGUAUUAAUUCCUCAAAGGUCAGUAUAAUUUUUUGAUAGUAGAAAAGCACUUACAUUUCUUGCGUUCGAAUAUUUGUUCUCCAGUUACUAACACGUUUCCGAAAUAGCAUUUUAAUUUCAGAGCCUGCUGUGCUUGAACCAGUUGUCGCAUGAUUUCGGAGAUUUUUCCUUGUGCCAUGUUGGACCAUAAUGUGGGAUAUCAAAUGAUUCUUGUCAUUUCAUUAAGUAAACCUUUUUCAUUUGCAUUUCAUACUGCAGUAGGUAGCACACGAUAAUAGUGGGGUUUUCAGAUACCGGACAAGUUCCUUCAGAAUUAUUUUCAGGCCAUUAUCGUUGGUGUUAAGAAAACAUACGACGCGGAUCGUUAAUACUCAUCUAUCUUUUGAAUGAUUAUGAAUAAUUAAGUUCCUAAAACGAUCAGAGAUAAUAUGGCCAAAUUUUGGUUGCCAACUCAUUUCUAUUGAAGUGAAGCAAAAAAAAAAAAUAGAUUCCCCAGACAAAAAAUCAAAUUAAUCUAAAAUUGAUGAUCACGAACAACUACAGCAAACAGGUCGAGUCGGAGAAGAAUGCGGCACAUAUGCGGUUCAAGAAACAGGAAUUUAAGAAAACAAAAUGGUCUCAGGAGCGUACAAAAUAAUUUGAGUUAGCAACGAAGAUCCCGCGAGUAUGUUUGCAGCAAAUGAAUGCUUGUGAAGGGAUCCGUAUUACCUCCAGUGAUUCAAUGACGGCAACAGUAUUUGUAGGGUGGCAAGUUUAUUGAGUCACGUCAACCGCAGAGCGCACCUUAAAAGUUUUCAUUGAACACAUUCAAACCUAACGGUCCAGUUAGCACGGUAACAGCGGUAGAUUCCUGCAAUGAGCGUACAAGCGAGCAUUACAAUGAUCUUAGGUAUAAUGGUUCUCGAAACUCCGUCGCAAUUUUUUAGAAUCAAGUCCAGUUUUCGGUUUACUUUCGACAGAAUAUCAUCGUAGCGAUGUCUAAGAACCAUUUCACGAGUCAGAGUAAUGUCUCGAUCCUUAAUGUACUCUUGCGUUGGAGAGCUUAUGCAAACUUGCUAAUCGUAUAUUUGAUCAUUUUCGUAUCAUCCGCAUAAAAGAAACGAUAGCUGCUCGAUGGUAGCAGCAAGGAGACGUCUUUUAUAGAAAGCGAGAACAGUAACAGACCGAGGUUUUUGUCUGUCUUGGAACUUUGAAACGGUUGGGGAACGAUUCCGAAGUUUGUCGAACCGAUUUUAAACUGCACAGAAUGGUUCGUCGAGUAUGACCAGAAUCUGAACUACACCCAGCACUGAGAUGCCGAGUCGUCCCAAUUUCUGAAGAAGACCUCCAAUGCUAUCUGGAGAUCCUACAUACAUCCCAUCGAUUUGCCAUGUUUUGCAGGCAGUUCGAAGUAAACUGCACAAUGUUAGUAGAUCGAUUUGGAAAAAAACAUGUUUCUCACUAAUAUUUCAGUGGACAAACAGAAGGUCGUUCACAAUUGUUUUGAACAGACGCAUUAAAAAGGGAUUCCUCGUCAAUUGGAAACAAUGGGCGGAUGGCCAUUUUUUUGGAAAUCAGGUGGUCACUUUUUUGCCCUGUGAUUUAACGUCUAAUACCGUGAUCAGUCCAUCUCGACGCCUCGGUGUGUUGGGAGGGUGUACGGUGCUGCUCGAAAGUCAACCGAAGAGCCAACCUUAUGUUUAUGGUGCAGUUUGUUUUUAUUGGUGUGUUUAAAUUUGUAGUUUAGUUGUUUUGAUGAAUUGUGUUAUUUGUGUAAGGUCACUUUUUAUAUUUUGCGGCAGAAUUUUGCUUAGGAUUCAAUUCCAGCCGAGAUCGUUGAGAUUUUUCUGAGUUGAAAAAAUCUGUGGUCACGUCUUGCUUCGGAAGGGAAGUAAAAGUCAGUUGGUCCCUGGUCCACGAGUCGAUGAAUCGAUAUCUAGUCCAGAUAGUGGAGUCUCACUCCUCUGGCGUCGGUAAAGAAGAAGUAGAAUACAACUUCUAUAUAAUUAUCCGCCUCCCGUGAUACUUGUGGAGUGCGCAGUAGUAUAUACGGCCUCUUGCAAAAGCAAGUAUCGGACUAGCAGAACUCCACUCUGUGUUUGUUGAAUUUUGGGCAUUGGUAGAGUGAAUGGUGAAAGUUUUCUUGCACUUCCACAUGUUUCGCAUAGAUCGACGGAUUCCCAACCCCAUCGCUUAAGUCGAUCCGCGGCAAGGGUGUGCCCCGAACAGAUUCGGUUUAUGAUUCUCUUCUGUUCUUUUGCCAGGGUUAGUUCGUGGCGGUGGCACCAAAUCUUUUUCCCUGGUUCUUUCAUGGCAUUUUUUUCUUUGAAGAUUUCUUGGUAUUUUCUGGUCCAUCCGUCCAAAUGUCUUUUUCUGUAAGCUUCAGGGUAAGUGAAUUGUAUACUGCUCCCGUGUCUGCUCUUUCAUUUCCGGCUAUUUCUUGAUGGCUUGGCAUCCAUUGAAUCCUGAUGUCCUUGGCUUCGAAUGCUCUUAUCUCUUCCCAGAUCAUCGCUGGCAGCUGGUUUUCGUUUACAAAUAAGUCAUUCAAUUAUGUUUGGCAUGCUCCGGAGGAGUCCGUUAUAAUGAUUGGCUUUGGCGCAUUCCUUCCUUGUGAUCAUCCUUACGACGUGUACGAUACCUAGCAGUUUCGCGUUGCUAAUGGAGAAAUUGUGAUUGAUCUGGAAACUUUCUACCUGAUGAUCCGUCGAAUCGUACGUUGCUGUUGGUGUUUCUAGUGGAGAUUUCGAGCCAUCCGUAUACAGUAGGUGGAAUCCCGUGUAUUUUUCCGCCAAGGUUUGCAGGAAUUUUUGUUUCCACUUUGUUUUUCUGUUCCCUAAAGAACUUGCUAGUUAUCUUUGCUUAGUCGCAUGCAUGUCUUUCUUUGGUUCUUUGGGUGUAGUUGGCUGAUGACAUCGUUGUAUUUACUGAUAUUGUCGUCGGAAAGGAACCAACCGACAAACGGUUGCAUUUUAGUAAGUUUAGCAUUUCGAUGCUGUCCUUAACGUGAAUUUGUCCGGCUUCAGUCAGUAUUACGUGCAUCGGCGUCGUUUUCGGGAAGUACAUCACGGAUCUGUGGUAGGUGCGCCGUAGAUUUCAGCUCCGUACUCCGUUUUGCUACUGAUGAUGGCAUUUCCAAUCUUCACUAGGUUGUCCGGGCUUGCGUUGCAGUGCUUUUGGCCUAGUAACUUAAUUGUACUGAGUUUCGCCGUCCCUUGGUUUGUGACCUGCUCGAUGUGCCUCCUGAAUGUAAGGGUCCUAUCCAAGGUGAAACCCAGGUGCUUGUGGGUGUUGUUGAUCCUUAUUGUUUCUUGCCCGACUUUAGUCUCCAGUUUUUCGUAGUUUUUAUUUGAGAAAUCGAUUGCUGCAGUUUUUUGUACGUUGAGUUUGAAGUUCAUAGCGCUGAAUGCCGUGCCUAGAUUCCCUUCUAGGUUUGCGUCUGUGGCCAAUACGGUGAAAUCAUCUGCGAACUGGACUAGUUCGCAAUCCUCUACCACCAUUUUGCAGUAUUUCUGUAUGGAGGUCGAACAGCAUUGAGGAAAUCGGGUAUCGUUGUGGGAGUCCUUCACUCGUUAGUACCGUUGUUGUAUUGGGUUCUGUUAUUAGGAUCAUUUUCCUCCUGCUUAGGUACGUGUGUAGCCAUCUCAGAAGCUUGUUUGGGAUUUCGGAGCAGGCCAGUACUUCCAUAAGGUUGCUGUGGUCUACCGAGUCGAAAUCUCCUGAUAGGUCUAGGUGCUUGUUUUCCUUCGACUUUGGUCUCUUUUACGCGAUGGACUACAUAGUUUACACAGGUGGCAGCCGAGUAGUCCUUCCUGAAUCCAAACGAAAGCUUGGGUAACAGCUUUUCCUAUUUCGCUAUUUCGUUUAGUCUGUCCUUUACGACUGUGUUUAUCAAUUUGAUGCCAGUUUCCUUGAGUCGCCUUUUGUCUUUUGAAUCGAUCGAACGUCCGUGAUUCUCCAGCGUUCGGGGAUUUCUUCCGUCUCGAUUACUUGGGUCAGCAUUUCGUACGCUUUGAGUUACAACCGGUGUUAAGACCUUUCAUUAAAUUCCUCCGCUAUCAGAGACGAUUAGAAUUUUUUAAGGUAUGGUGUUGUGCUUGUCAGUCGAUCUGAUGGCUUAUAUUUACCAUCAUAAUAGUGUUCAAUGAAAGCCACUCCUUCCUCUCUCUAUAAUUCGCUUUUUCCCACCACUGUUUUGUUAGUGCAACGUCCAGGCCUUUUAUUAUGGUGUUCGGCUGGGGUUGCUUCGUUUAUUUCCUUCGUUAGUUGUUUGCAGUAUUCCCUUUUGGGUUUGGCCCCUUUGCAGGGUGGAACGUCGUUGUUUGUUUUUAUAGGCAAUAUCUUCUGACCACAAUUUCUUCAGAUAGUUCGUUUUCUUGUUGUUGAUUGUGUACGUUACGUGUUUCAUGCACUCCUCGUAUAUAUCUUGCAUCUGCUCUGGGUUGCGGAUUUCGAUCGGGUGAAUUUUGUUCAGUUCGUUGAUGACCUUUUUCAGAUUUACGUUGGUCGUCUUGCGGGGAAAAGCGGGAUCGAACUGCUUAAAGUUGUCAGUAUGCAGAGGUGGGAAUUUCCGAACUCCUGGUUGAUGAUCUUUCAGGAUGCCUUUCUGAUCAGUACUGGGGUUGCUGGGGUGAGGUCUGUUAAUGAACUCGCUCUGUUUAGACUCUGCUUGGUUAGACACGUUGUGCUUCCGUCGUUGAGCAAAAUUGGGUUUGCAGCGGCAAGGAGAUCAUUGAUGAGGUAACGAAAGGUAGUAAGCGGGACGAAUUAAAACGCGGCGGACUACAAAGGAAAGAAAAAAAUGGACUGUAUUUAAUCUGUUUUUAACAUUUUGUUUAAGCACGUUUUUUUCUCGACUGGUUUGUCUGACGAUUAUAUGAUUGUGUGUCGUGACAAAAAACGGUUUUUUUUAAAUUUUAUUUUAUGUUGGGAGCGCGCGGCGACGAUGGUUCAUCCGGUCGUGUGAGGAGUAAGACCUCGAACGAAAGUCUGGUUGAGAGCAGAAUUGAACUGCGCGCGAACAUCCACUCGGCCGUUGAGGCGAAUGCCUCAAUCCAGGGGGAGUGGAACUAGCUUGUGCACCGGUCGCUGAUAUUCAUUUUGUCCUCGACGUACAGUGACAGUGCGAAUGACACCGUAAUGAUCCGGAUGGGUGGUGACAAUCCUGGCAAGUUCCCACGUCGCGGGUGAUCUGGUCUCAUUUUUAAUAAUUUUUAAUAAUUUUUAAUUUUUAAUAAUUGUCCGGAAUCUAGAUUCUGUUGUACUGCCUGCCACUUGUUUCUAGGUUGUAGUGUGGCAACAUAUUCGUCCCUCCAUCGUGUCCAUAUCUCAUCAACGCAACGUUGAAUGCGUUGCCAUCUGUUUAGGCGGCCUUCUUGGAUUUGGCUGAUAUUUGGCUCUGGCAGCAAGUUUAGAGGUUGAUUAAUGAUGAAGUGCCCUGGAGUGAGGGCUUGGUAGGAGUCCGUCGAUAUGGAGAGUUGACACAAAGGACGUGAAUUCGAACACGCCUCCACUUGUGUUAAUCACCUCGAAAGGUCCUCGUACGUCAACAUUGUGUUUUUAAGAGUCGCUCGGAGAUGCUUCUUCGUGCUCUUCACCGCCGCCUCCCAAAUUCCAACCUUUUUUUUGGGGGGGGGUGGGCCAGCGGGAGUCCAUUUUAAGGUCAGACAGAUACUGACUUACAGCAUGGUUGAACUCGGGUGAUUGCAGAUGUUCCAGGAUGAUUCGGUCUGCACUCACAAAAUUGGUUCCGUGGUCAGACCAGAUUUCACUACAAAGUCCGCGUCGGCCACAGAAGCGUUUAAGAGCUGCUAAGAAAGCGCUUGUGGACAAAUCCGAAACUGCCUCAAGGUGAACUGCCUUUGUUGCGAGGCAAACAAAAACAGCCACAUAGCCCUUUAUUGUUUUUGCUGUUCGUAGAUUGGACGAGCGGAGAAAUACCGGGCCCGCUUAAUCCACACCACAGUGUAUGAACGGACGAGCUGGAGUCGUCCGGACUGCAGGCAAACUUCCCAUUAAUUGCGUUGCAGUUUUCCCCUUCAUUCGACAGCAGUGCGUGCAGCUCGCCACACAAAGGCGCACCACCGCUUGGCAGCUUACGAUCCAGUAUCUCUGGUUUAGCGUUGCGAUCAUCAAAUUUGGCCCUGCGUGCAAAUUUCGAAGAUGAACCUCUGACAGUAGCAGGUUGGUAUAUCGGCGUUCCUUGGGUAAAAUCACUGGAUGGCGAACGUCGUACGGUUGGCUGAAAUUUUAAAGUCGACCACCAAGUCGCAGAGUGCCGUCAGCGUCGAUGAAAGGAAAUAAUGUUCUCAGCUUACUAUUGCCCGGAAGAGGGAGGUUCUUCAUCAGACUACUUAUUUCCUCUUUAAAGCAAUCUUGUUGGGCUGCUCGCGCCAGUUGCAAACAUGAGUCAUUGAUUUCCUUCGGAGUCAGUGGUCCCUCCACUCGGGUAGUACCGUUUCGACGAGCCAAGCCGUUUUGUCGCAUUCGGUUAAUCUAGCACAAAAUGCGCCGAAUAUGCGCCAAAUUUGAAUAACGAUUGAGCAGGAAUGUCAGUGUUGCAUGGUCUCCCCUGGCAGGUGGUGUAGCACUGACGAAUAGACAAAUCACCGUCGUCCGUUUUUCUAGUAGGUGCUCCUCAUCAAUCGAACGUACAGAGCGUACUGACCACCUGUCUUUCGUUUCAGACAGCCAGCCCGGGCCCCUCCACCACAAUGGAUGUAUCAAUAGUUCUAAAGGUGUGAUGCCUCGUGAGGCGCAGUCAGCAGGGUUAUCUCUUGACGACACAUGGUGCCAACGAUUUCUCGGAAGGUGCUCCAAGAUCUUAGAAGUGCGAUUGGCCACGAAUGUCUUCCACUUUUUCGGUAGCGACGAAAGCCAGUGGAGCACGAUCUCCGAAUCGCUCCAAGCAAACAACUCUACUUCUAGAUGUGAAAAUGACUCCAACACCAUCAUCAAUUCGACAAGUAGUUCGGCUGCCAUCAGCUCUAAGCGUGGCAGUGAAACCUGACGAAUAGGAGCUACUCGAGUCUUGGCCGCCACUAGAUUCGUUUCAAUCCUUCCAUCUUGGUCAACCGAGCGUGCGUAGACGACAGCAGCAUACGCGGCUUCAGACGCAUCUGCAAACCCAUGGAGUUGCAGUUUUCCUUCAGAGUGUGGAAUCCAUCUCUUGAUUCGAGUCCUCCCAAUGUGAUGCAGCGUUUCUUUCAAAGUAAUCCACUCCUCCAAAAUGUAGGCUGGAAGUGGGUCGUCCCAAUUCAUGUCAUAGAGCCAUAGGUGUUGAAACAAUAUCUUUAUUCGUAUGGUAACCGGUGCGAUCCAGCCGAAUGGAUCGAAAAACUUCGACGAAUCGGGUAGUAACUGACGCUUAGUAUUCGCGCUGUCGAUGUCGAAGGUGAUUUUGAAGGUGAAUGUGUCUUCUUGAGGAGUCCAUUUGAUACCUAAAGCCUUGACGGAAUCAUCCUCUUGUGCUAAGUUCAACGGAAUCGGUUCAUCUGUUGUAACAUCGUACUCCAAAAGUUGCGGUACGUUUGAGCACCACUUUCGCAGAACAAAACCACUGCUUGCCAGAACUUCAGUGAUGUCGCUGCGAGGAAACUUUGCUUCGUCGAUGGAAUCCGCCCCGGAAAGCAAAUCAUCCACAUAGAAAUUUUUCAGAAUCCGCUCGGCUGUCAGCGGGUGUGAUUCUUUGUUGUCCUGAGCGACUUGUUGCAAGGCAGAUAUGGCUUGGUACGCUGCGCUCGCCGUACCGUAGGUAACGGUCAGCAAACGAUAAUGUUCUAGAGGUUGUUCCAGAUUAUCGCGCCGCACCACUCGUUGGAAAUCGCAAUCUUCCUUGCUAAUAUGCACUUGCCGAUACAUCUUUUCUAUGUCGGCACAAAAUGCAAUCUUGUACGUACGCCAGCGGGAGAGUACGUUGAAGAGCGGCUCGUUCACAUUUGGUCCCACUAGCAGACGAUCAUUCAAUGACACUCCGGAAGCACUCCUGCUCGAGGCGUCGAACACGACACGAAGUUUCGUCGUCAUACUGUCCAUCUUCCAGACAGCGUGAUACGGAAGGUAGUACGAUUUCUCCGGUGCGACUGCCACCUCGCAUGGUGGUACUUUCUCCAUGUGACCGAGAGCUACAUACUCAGCCAUAAACUCUUGGUAGUGUUGUUUUAGUUCUGGAUCGAUGCUGAAUUUUCUCUCCAUUGCUUUGAACCGCCGGAUGGCAGCAUUGGCCGAUUCGCCCAGUUCCGGCUUGGUACGGUCGAAGGGUAAGCAAACUACAAACCGCCCUUCUUCGUUCCGGGAUAUGGUGGAUUAAAAAUGCUCAGCAGCACGAAGCUCGUCUGGGGUGAGCUGCUUGGUUUUAGGUACCUCUUCCACUUCCCAGAAUUUCCGUAGUGUUUGGUCCAGGUUGAUUGUUGUCGUUAAGCCGAGUACCGCACGGCGUUUGUUGGUAUCCGAUGUGUUGAAAUGACCACCAACCAGGUAGCCAAAAACGGAAUUCUGUGCUAUUGGUAUGCCUCGCCCGUCAUACAGUUUGCCCGGUUCUAGGAUGGAAAAAAGAGCUUCUAUGCCCAACAGAAGUUCGAUCUUACCGCACUAUCGGUCAAAGCAGUAGUAUCGAUGUCAAACUGUUGACUCGGUUGAUCCGGAACCAGAUGAUUUAAAAUUAAGGCAUCCACCACAAUGACGAUACGAUCGUCGAAUCGUGAUAUUUGCAGCGUGACUGCACCAGAUGUCUUGCUGGGUUUCCCGUUGGUGAUACCCUUCACAAGAAUGUUAGCAUUGCGUCUUUCCAGGCCAAGACGUUUGAAGGUUUGAUGGCUGAUCAGUGAGCACAUGCAAGCAGAGUCGAUCAAUGCACGUACUUCGUGGAAGACGUUGUUUUUACCCAAUACCUUAAUUACAGCCGUUGGCAACAAACUAAGAAAGUUCACAGCGCAGCUAGUUUUGAGAUUCGUGACGUAAGCUGCUACAGAAUCCGCUUGUUUCACUUCUUCCACCUUGGUUGACUGUUGAUUCUUCACAGUUGCUGAUUCUUCGCGGACCUGGCCGGAAUCCGAGGGAGAGCUGCUACCACUUGUGUAAAGCAUUGAAUGAUGCUUUUGUUUGCAUUGUUUGCACAGUCCCGCCGACGUACAGUUCCUUACAACAUGAGUAGCUUUCAGACAAUUGAAGCAGAGCUUGGUUCGCUGGAUCAAUUCCCGACGAUCAUUUACCGACAUCCUCUUGAAACUGGAACACUGAUAUAUAGUGUGAGCCUCUGAGCAUUGCGGACAGGGUUGCUGGGUGCUUGCGUGAAAGCUUUGGAUUGUUCUGCUUAUCUUCGGAUCUUGGUUAGCUCUUCGAUCAUGUUCCUUCUUCAUUGUGGUGUCAGUUCCCUUCUUGUAGAAGGACGCACAGGUCUCAAUUGCAUCGCAUCUUCGCUCGAGGAACCUGACAAAAUCUUGGAAGCUAGGAUAAUCUUCAUCGACUAGCUUUUGGGCCCACAACGAACGGCUUUCACGGUCGAGUUUCUCCAAUAACAGAUGAAUUAACCACGGAGCACGACUCUCGUACUCUUCGCCUAGAGCCUUGAGUUGACGCACAACUUCAUCCGAAGUAGACACAAGUUUGCGUAGUCCCACGAGAGAUGGCGCAUUAACCGAUGGUUGUUCCAUAAAUUCCUUGACAAGUGCAGCAAUAGUGUACUUCUUCUUGUCGUAGAACUCGUUCAACUUGUCCCAAACUUCCACGUAAUUAGCGUCGGUGAUAGUGAAAGUACUAACCAACUUUUUCGCAUCUCCUUCUAGGUGGGAAAGUAGGUACAGCAGCUUUAUGGAAUCCUUAAGGUUUUUUGAAUGUAUGCAGCUUUCGUAGAGAUCGUUGAAUGAGGACCAUUGUUUUCGGUCGCCCUUGAAGACCGGCAAUGUGAUGGUAGGCAAUCGCACCUCGAAUGGAAGUUGGGCUCCGGGUGCUUGAGCAUCGGCGAACGAUCGGGAAAGAUUUGCGGAACCAACUUGGCCAGCCAUUUGCGACAUAGUGUUAGGAGCUGCAGCCUGUGACGUCAUCAGAAUUCGUUGCGAAUCGAGAAGCAACUUGAUUGCCUCCUUCAGAUCGUCUGUUGGUUCGACGAUUGUUCCUUCACUGCUUCCGUGGAGGUUAUGUGCACUGAGUAGCGUGAUGUAGCGCCCCUUCACAUGGUAAUACAUUUCCUCGAAUUCCAACCGGUGGUUAAAAAUCGAGUUUAUUUCUUCGAGCGCUUCAGAGUGUUCCUCUACUUCAAUUUGCACUUUGUCGAAUUGUUCACAAAGAUCGGUAAGUUUAUGCAAACGCUCUUGGAUCUCGCUAGCAGGUGGCUUUCUUUUUUUCCACCUCACUGGAAUUCUUGUACUCCCAUUCCAUGCGCUCGUAAAGCACAUCGCGACGUUUCUGAAUCGCUUCCAUAGUGGUUUCGCAAAAUAUCCGGCGACGAAUGUCCAACGUCUUUCAACGAAAGAUAGUAAGCGGGACGAACUAAAACGCGGCGGACUACAAAGGAAGAAAAAAAUGGACUGUAUUUAAUUUGUUUUUAACAUUUUGUUUAAGCACGUUUUUUUUCUCGACUGGUUUGUCUGACGAUUAUAUGAUUGUGUGUCUAGUGAUGUCUUUUUUUACUCGAUUAACGCAAAUAAUCGAUUAGUUUCUAAAAUAAUCGAAAAAUCAAUAAUCGAUUACAAGCUUUCGGUAUAAUCGAGCAAAUCGAGUAGCUGCUAUCAAUUAAUCGAGAGCAUAAUUAAUGAAGGGUGGCAUUGAAAAUGGAAGUCGCAGGGCAAAAAAAUAUGACCAAACUUCUCCCAAUUUUUCAAAAUGUGUCGAGCGACCUUUUUUUUUUUGGUUGACAAACUAGGAUUUACUAAGUAAUCGAUUAUUGAUUUUACUCGAUUAUAUUGGUCGAUUAAUCGAAUGAAUUAAUCAAGCUCUCAAAAAUUAUUCGAUUAACGGAUAAUCGAUUAUUUGCAAAAAUCGGACAUCACUAUGUGUGUCGUGACAAAAAAAGGCUUUUUUAAUUUUAUUUUACGUUGGCAGCGCGCGGCGACGAUGGUUUGACAUCCGGUCGUGUGAGGAGUAAGACCUCGAGCGAAAGUCUGGUUGAGAGCAGGAUUGAACUGCGCGCGAACACCCUUUUUGGCACGGUUUAAUAUGGGGGUCCUAGCUUUGGUAGUAACUGUUCACCCCUACCAAUACUUCUCCUUGCAGAUCUUAGAGAACUUCGAAGAGGUCUUCUAUUUCGUCCAUACACUCCUUGUGUACGUCUUAUCCCGGAGAUACGUAGAUGGAUACAAACGUUAUAGGAUCGAAGCCUUUGAUUAUUUUGAUCCCAAUUGCAUCCACCGGUAGUAAGUUGUAGAAGGUGAUUGUUUCGUAUUCAGGACUUUAGUGGACACCUCCGUAUACAGCUUUCCAUAGCUCGGCAUUCGAAAGUGUUCCUCCUUUUUUAGCCAGAUCUCUUGCAGUAUGCCUGUUUGCUAUUACAGUUUCGGGUAUCGUGUCCGAAUUUAAGGCAACGCUGACACAAUAUGGUUCCCAGGGAAUUACGACUUAACUAAGAAGCGGCAGUCCGGAAAGUUUUUACUGUCUCCUUGAAGUGAACUACAGUGACAGUCGGGAUAGGUUUAAGCGUGCUCAUCUCUUCUCGUCAUCAGAUAUACAGCAGUCAGAAACAGCUUGGAACGGAGCUUGAUUUCAGCUUCGAUUGUCUUAACUUCGAAACUUGGUAUUCUCCUGUUGAUUAUACCGUGAAAGAAUGCGUGAAGUAUUCUGCCUUGGACAAGCUUGUGUCAAGAUUGGGUCCGCAGUCGUGCCAGGCCCGGUCACGAACUCGGUGUAGACGGGCGAUUGGUUGCAGGUCUACGUCUGUAUAUUCGCGAUGGAUCUCGCUGACCGUCCGUAACAGAAAGCAGUCAUCUCCGGCUGUCCGCUCCAAAAAUUCCAGUGCUCUUCUGGCGAUGGUGAGUGCAGGCGCCCAACGAAGGGGUAGGAUCCCGGCCUCCACGUAGGCCGCUUCUGCAGGCAUGUGGGGGAGCAAGCCAGAAGCAGUGCGGAUUGCUUCUUGAUAUAGGGGCUUAAAAUGUUGAUAAAACCUUCCAUAUUACAGGACGUCCACCCCGUCCAAUAUCUUGCUGUGGAUAAGUGCCUGGCUAAUAUUCAGCGCAGUGCGACGGUUGCAGCGCUUGUGGCGGGAACUGAUUGUUUUAUUUAGCCGCAGCCAGCUCCGGUACUCGGCUUUCAUCCGUCGAAAGUGUGGUAGGAAAGUAAGACGACGGUCUAUGGUUAUCCCCAGAAUCUUCGGUUCUUUGCGGUAGGGGACAAUCACCCCGUCCAGCAGUAUCGGCUCCCUGUUGUGAUAUGGUUUGUGUUGCAGCAGUGCGUAAUCAUGCUUUUAGUAAGAGACAUAUUAAAGCCGACUGAUGCAGCCCAUCGGCUCAUCGCACUUACGGCGGCUUGAAGUUUACGGCGGGUUCAUCUGGUGGUCCUUCCCAUCGCGACCAGCACGAUGUCAUCGGCGUACACGAAAACGUUGAUCCCCGCCGGUAGGCUGGCGAAUAAAGAGUUCAAGGAUACCAGGAACAGUGGGACCGCGAGGACUGACCCCGUUGUCCUCCGGAAAGGUGUCGGAUUGGGCACCUCCAAUUCCCGCCCGAAAGGUGCGUUUAGAUAGGUAGUCACUCAAGAAGUGGCCCAUGUUUUCAGUGAUGCUCCAGUUGGCCAGUUGUUGCAGUACUCUGUGACAGGACACGGUAUUAUAAGUCUUCGCCACGUCGAGUAUGGCGAUAUCGGCGUGCAGGCCAUCAGUUACGGAUUGACGCACCACCUCUUCAAAGCUUGCGAGAAAGGCACCUCCAGUAGGUCUAUCAGUCGUAUGUUGACCAUUCGCUCCAUCGUCUUAGCGAGGCAGGGGAGCAGGCUGAUUGGGCGGAAGUCAUCCGGCGUUCUGUUCCCCUGGCAGCGCUUUGGGACAGGAAUUACUAGAGCUUCCUUCCAUGAGGCGAGCAUCGGUUCACCACUCCAAAUGCGGUUAAUGCUGUCCAAUAUCGCCCGCUUGGCUACCGGUGGGGAAUGUUGCAGUAGGGGAUAGCCAACGUCGCCCAGUCCGGCAGACUUACCGUGUACCGAUUCCAGUGCCGCACGAAGUUCACUUCCGGUGAAAAGCUGGUUGUACACUUGCCCUCAAUCGAAUUCGAAGCUGUUUUCGGCAAGUUUAACAUUUUUUAUCAAAGUUGGAUUAGAUACCUCGAUUUUAUUAGUCGAGGUAAAACAACUACAGAUUCCGCUCGUUUUGCACUCCGCCAACAACACGAAUAGCGUUUGAUACACAUACACGUUUACUGUACGUGGAAUUUGUCUGACUCCACAGGAAAUCUUUCUUAUAUCUGAUGUUAGCAUUUUGGACUAAACGCGUAUCUCUCAACAUUAACGUCCGUCGCUUGUAAAGCAUAAAGGAGUUACUGGAAAAGACUUCAAUCGGUUCAGUAGUAGUUGGACCAGUCCACUACAAUGUGCUCCCUAAAAAUCUGGAGCUCCGUAGGAGGUUAACAGAAGCUGAAUUUUGCUACUACACCGGACAGAAAUAUACACGAUCUCCUGAACGUUCUACAUGGUGAAUCAAUAUUUAGCAUAAUCAGCCUUAUUCUGCAUUACGACGGAUCGCUUUUUCGAACGAAUAUGGUUCGAUCGAAGUAGGCCCCCAUUUGAUUUUGCUGUCGUUAUUGAGAAUGCAAAUCA
Messenger RNA from Topomyia yanbarensis, 18519 nucleotides. RefSeq names its product AP-2 complex subunit alpha (gene AP-2alpha). Gene Ontology annotation, biological process: intracellular protein transport; clathrin-dependent endocytosis. The record is from RefSeq and is a predicted model, not a curated record. The transcript has 8 exons. The coding region runs from base 801 to 3611 and encodes 936 amino acids. NCBI's taxonomy places the organism in Eukaryota, Metazoa, Arthropoda, Insecta, Diptera, Culicidae. Gene Ontology annotation, cellular component: membrane coat; AP-2 adaptor complex. Gene Ontology annotation, molecular function: clathrin-cargo adaptor activity.